Molecule: messenger RNA, 555 nt
Organism: Perkinsus marinus ATCC 50983
Lineage: Eukaryota; Perkinsozoa; Perkinsida; Perkinsidae
Product: 3-hydroxyanthranilate 3,4-dioxygenase, putative
Exons: 6
Biological process (GO): 'de novo' NAD+ biosynthetic process from L-tryptophan; quinolinate metabolic process
Cellular component (GO): cytoplasm
Molecular function (GO): 3-hydroxyanthranilate 3,4-dioxygenase activity; iron ion binding
Source: RefSeq, a predicted model, not a curated record
AUGUUCGUCGGUGGCCCCAACACUAGAACUGAUUUUCACUUGGACGAAAGCCCAGAGUUCUUCUGGCAGCUCAAAGGCAACAUGCAAUUACCAAUAGUUGAACGAGGAAAGAAACAGGUCGUUGAGAUCAAGGAAGGCGAAGUUUUUCUCCUCCCCAGUAGAAUACCACACUCGCCUCAACGUCCAGAAGCCGGCAGUUUAGGGCUUGUUAUUGAGCGAGCUCGUGUGGAAGGAAAAGAGUUUGACGCCUUGCGGUGGUACACAGAUUUUGACAAGUGUGAUGAAAUCCUGUGGGAGAAGUACUUCUAUUGUGACGAUCUCGGUCGAGAUUUGGUACCAGUGGUUGAGGAAUUCAAAGCCUCUGAAGCAUUUGCAACAGGCCGACCGACGGUUGGGUCGGUGGUAGCAAAUCCUCCACUACGCCAGGACUGUCAGACGAGCGUUCCUCCGUUCUCCCUGAAAGAUUGGUUGCAAGCGCACGAACAAGACCUUUCAAAACCCGACUCGCGACUGAGCCUCUUCGGAGACGACCACCCAGAGAAAGGCUUUACGGUC